AUGUCAACACCUACCACGGCCACGGCCACGCUUCCACACUACCAUCAUCCUCACCAUUAUCCGCAAUCAUACGCACACUCGCACUCGCACCAUCAGACAUACCAGCCAAACCACAGCGCCAACUACCGUCCCGCUGCUUCGAAUCAGAAUAUUUUACCUCCUCCGGUUUCUUCAGCUGUCUCGCCCUCCCACAGUGCCAUUCUGCCUCCUCCGUACCAACUCUCACCUUUGGCGUACUCAUCCUCAGGAUCGAAUGGUAUCGGCCUGACACAUUCGUCGACUUCUCGCUCUGCACAUCACGUCCAGGAACCUAGCCCGCGAAACGACGCGGGUUAUUCGACUGGCACCAUGGCUGAGCCUGCCUCUGCUUCCAACGCGGAGCCCUCUAGAAAGCGUCGUCGCUCUCGCGAACCCGAUUGGAAUACUUUUUACAAGAAUGGUCUCCCUAAGGAAAUCAUCGUAAUUGAUGAUACGCCCGAACCUGAAGCAAAUACCAGCCGGAAGAUUACGAAUAGUACUGUUACCGCGCCCAACGAUAAUACGAACCGUCAAGCGGCCAAGAAGAGGAGACGAGACGAAGAAACUGGCACUGUCCAGGCUUCGGGCUACCACAUCAAAUACCUUGGAUCAAAAAACAACACCCCGGCGCAGGUUUCAACGCCUGCUGGCUCAUCCAAUUCGAGUAGUGACCGCACCAAUUCUGCUCUUAACACUACUGCCCCGACUUCACUCUCGUCCAACGGCCAGUACGAGGAUGCGGCUCCUCUCAAGCGAAAGCGCACCCGUCAGCAGGUGGCUAACGAAGCCAAGCGUCGCGAUGUUGAUGGUUUUGGAGAUCAAUUCACCUACAAGCCUCCACCCUACCCUCCUAAGAAGGCUGGCGAGGUUAAUGUUCAGGUUAUCCAUGACCGACAUUAUAACAAGAACGUCAAGGUCGAUGACGAUGACGGUCAUUAUAUUGUCAUUCCCGAAGCCGAACUUACAGAGAAGUACCAAAUCGUCCGCCUUCUAGGUCAAGGAACCUUUGGCAAAGUUGUUGAAGCCCGCGACCGCAAACGUAACAAAGCUGUCGCCGUCAAAAUCAUUCGAUCAGUCCAGAAGUACAGAGAUGCCUCCAGGAUUGAGCUUCGCGUUCUUGAGACUCUGAAACGGAAUGACGAGGAGAACCGUAACCGAUGCAUCCAUUUACGAGACUGUUUUGAUUACCGCGGCCACAUCUGUAUCGUCAUGGAUCUGCUUGACCAGAGCGUCUUCGAUUUUCUCAAGGGCAACGGCUUCGUUCCUUUCCCCAACAGCCAAAUCCAAAGUUUCGCGCGCCAGCUGUUCACCAGCGUUGCCUUUUUGCACGAUCUCAACUUAAUCCAUACAGAUCUCAAGCCUGAGAACAUCUUGCUGUGUGACCACGCAUACCAGACCUUUACUUAUAACCGCAAGAUCCCUUCAUCUUCUUCAACCAUUAACCGCCAGGCUACGCAACGCCGUGUUCUACUCGAUACCGAAAUCCGAUUGAUCGAUUUCGGUUCUGCCACGUUCCAAGACGAAUACCACUCUUCAGUCGUUUCAACACGCCAUUAUCGAGCCCCAGAGAUCAUCCUCGGUUUGGGCUGGUCAUUCCCCUGCGAUAUUUGGAGCAUAGGAUGCAUCCUGGUCGAGUUCUUCACGGGUGAUGCUCUCUUCCAGACACACGAUAACCUUGAACAUCUGGCAAUGAUGGAGGCAGUCGUUGGGUCACGAAUCGACAGCCAUCUCGUGCAGGCUGUUAACAAGAUGUCGACUCGAAACAGCGGUAAUGCCGCUUCCAAAUAUUUCAAGCGUCUCAAGCUCGAUUAUCCUACACCAGAUACAACUCGUGGCUCUCGUCGUUUUGUCAAGGCCAUGAAACAUCUUGACCACAUCAUUCCUGGAAACAACCCUUUCCUCAAGAACUUUGUUGAUCUGCUCAAAAAGAUCUUUGUAUAUGACCCUGCUCAGCGUAUUACUGCGAAGCAAGCGUUGCAGCACCCGUGGCUCAAAGAGAUGGCCCAGCCCGAUGAUGGUACGGAGGCUGCUAAGAUCCGCCAAGAGAGGUUACGGAUGGAGCAGGCUUCAAGAAAUCAAUAUGUCCGUUGA
Messenger RNA from Fusarium coffeatum, 2109 nucleotides. RefSeq lists its product as uncharacterized. Gene Ontology annotation, biological process: protein phosphorylation. Lineage: Eukaryota; Fungi; Ascomycota; Sordariomycetes; Hypocreales; Nectriaceae. The transcript has 6 exons. Bases 1 to 2109 code for a protein of 702 amino acids. Gene Ontology annotation, cellular component: nucleus. Gene Ontology annotation, molecular function: ATP binding; protein kinase activity. The record is from RefSeq and is a predicted model, not a curated record.